AUGAAGCAUUUUCAUAUUCCAAAAUACAAGGAGAAAUACGAGAUACAUGACACCUGGCGCCGAGACGCCAUGUUUGGUGUUCUAUGCCCGUCAUCUAUGCCUAACAAACGUAAACGAGAUUUAAGUGUACCAAGCAUAAAUUUACAUCGCAACGGUCAUCUCUCAAUGGACCUCGAAACAGUCGAUACUAAAAAGUCGCGUGUCGACCGGUUGGAAGCAUCACCUUCACGUGUUAUACACAUACGAAAUAUGCCAGCAGAUGCAACUGAAAACGAGAUCGCUCUUUUUGCCAUACCUUUUGGCCUUCUUAAAAACAUGGUCCUUUCUAAAAGAAAUAAUCAAGCACUCAUUGAGAUGCACGUUUUGGAGGAAGCUGUGCAACUAGUUGCUCACUAUUUAAAGUAUCCCGUAACUUUACACGGGAAACACUUGAUCUUUCAAUUUUCUACACAUUCCCAUCUUGAACUAAUUUCAGAAAACGAUGCAAUAGUUAACGCUAUUAAGAAUGCCAACCGUGUUGUUCAGCAGGAUCUGCCGGGUGCUCAGACAGGUGUUCCUAACACUGUACUGCAUGUGGUCAUUGACAAUAUCAUGGGCCAACAAAUCAACCACAUAUUUCAUCGGUUUGGAACUAUUUUACGUGUCUUAAUUUUCUUGCGUAACAACCAAUAUCGAUGCUUGUUGGAAUUUCAAAACCAUAUCCAAGCGUUCGUUGCUAUGUUACUUCUAAACGGUCAAAAUAUUUAUACGGGUUGUUGUUCUCUUCAAGUGGAAUUUUGGAAAGCCCGAGGGCCUUUGGAAGUUCGUCGCGAGAAUGAUAAAUGCCGUGAUUAUACUGUAUCACCUCUAACGGAUGAUGAAUUAAACAGUUUACAAGCUCUCCCAGGUGGAGUAACUGCAUCGACGAAUAAUUCAACCAUUAAUUCGAUUCCUCAACCUUCUAUCGGGCAAAAUAUACCACUAGGUAAUCCGGCCGCAGCUUUCACAGCCGUCCCGCAAGCUGCAGCGUCAGGUAUCAACGAUCUUGCUAUUCAGUUAACGUUGCUUGCUCAACAAUCUGGUCUUGCAUUGACCCCUGCUGCAGCCGCAGCAACUGCCAGUUUCAUGGCUCUAACUGCGCAAAGUGGGAAUUCUGCCAUCAAUCCAACUCCAGGAACUGUUUUAAAUGCUGCAGCUCUACAAGGUCCUCGUACAGCUUUACCAACUGUACAAAACCAAACACAGCUUCUGCCAAACUUGAUUAAUCAAUCUGUGCCUAACUUGGGUCAAACUGGAACUAGUACUGUGUUAAUAGUUUCCAAUCUCAAUGAGGAGAAAGUAUAUCCAGAUGCAUUAUUCACACUCUUCGGUGUUUAUGGUGAUGUAACACGAGUCAAAAUAAUGUUCAAUAAAAAAAGUACUGCUCUUGUGCAAUUUUCAGAUUCACAACAAGCUCUUACAGCUUUGUAUCAUCUUAAUGGACAACCAUUGUAUGGAAAACCUCUAAAAAUAGCUGUUUCACGCUUUAACAUUGUCCAGUUACCAAAAGAAGAUAGUGAUGUCGGACUUACUAAAGAUUAUACCAAUAGUCCACUUCAUCGUUUUAGAAAGCCGAAUUCUAAGAAUUUCGCGAACAUUUAUGCUCCCAAUCAUGUUUUGCAUUUAAGUAAUAUACCCUCCGCAAUCACAGAAGAAGAGGUUAGAAUGAUUUUUGAAACUAAAGGAUAUCAUGUUACGGACUUUAAGUUUAUGAUGAAAGAUAAAAAGAUGGCCUUAAUUCAACUGGAAAACGUUGAUAUGGCUAUCCAAGCCUUGAUUGACCUUCACAACUGUCAGCUAACAGAAAAUUCCCAUUUGCGUAUCAGUUUCAGCAAAACAGCGAUAUAA
This is a messenger RNA of Schistosoma haematobium, 1866 nucleotides long. RefSeq names its product Polypyrimidine tract-binding protein 2. Gene Ontology annotation, cellular component: nucleus. Lineage: Eukaryota; Metazoa; Platyhelminthes; Trematoda; Strigeidida; Schistosomatidae. The record is from RefSeq and is a predicted model, not a curated record. Gene Ontology annotation, molecular function: mRNA binding. The transcript has 12 exons. Gene Ontology annotation, biological process: regulation of RNA splicing. The coding region runs from base 1 to 1866 and encodes 621 amino acids.